ACGCCGUAAGCUCCAAAAUUCACCUGCUAAAUUCGAAUCGUCUGAAAACCCACACAGUUUCUUACCGUCCAAUGUCGUUGAUUAGUUUUAGAGAUCCUCCUUUUUUUAACUUCUUCUUUUUCUUAUCUUUCACUUGCAUUUCAUCCGGAGUUGUCGUUAGAUCUUUACUUAUUAAUAAAAUUUCUAACUAUUUAAUUUGUCUACCGCACUAUUGACCAAUCUUAUACAGCCUCAUCUUAUUAGUCGCUUACACUCUUGCCUACUUGGAGAUAUCAUAUGCUAGUGGGCACGCGACCUCCAGCACCACUCCAAUCCUUCAUUUUCAGACGUCAUAAUAUACUUCUCAAAUCAUCCAAGACGCCACAUUUUCUCAUAUCCUUCUUAUAGAACCCGUAUAUGAACGGCAACUUGGUCGGAUAGCCAUGAACACCGGCAUUAGUUCGCCGGCCAUAGUGGCUGAUAGCAAUGCGGAUACGAUCGCCAAGAGAGCCCACUAUAGUCCUCCAUGGGCUGACCUGAGCAUCAUUGGCAUCGCGGGCAGCUCUGGUUCCGGAAAGUCAACAUUGUCGCACGCUAUUGUUAGCACAUUGAAUUUGCCAUGGGUGGUUAUCUUGUCAAUGGAUUCGUACUAUAAACCAUUGGAUCCCGAAAGUUCAAAAAAGGCAUUUCGCAAUGAAUAUGAUUUCGACUCCCCCGAGGCCAUAGACUUCGAUGCCUUGCUCCAGACACUCCAAGAUCUUAAAGCAGGCAAGCGUGCCGAAAUACCGAUAUACUCCUUUGAGAAGCAUCAACGUCAAGAAGAGACGACUACAAUAUACUCUCCUCACGUCCUCGUUUUGGAAGGGAUAUUCGCCCUUUAUGACCAAAGAGUGAUGGACUUGAUGGACAUGAGAAUCUACUGUGAGGCGGACGCUGACACAUGCCUCUCAAGAAGGAUCCUACGAGACGUCAGAGAUCGAGGUCGUACAGUAGAAGGUUGUAUCAAGCAAUGGUUUAGCUUCGUGAAGCCCAACUAUGAGAAGUAUGUCCUGCCUCAGAGGAAUCACGCAGAUAUCAUUGUACCACGAGGCAUAGAAAAUCGGGUCGCAAUGGCUAUGGUGACCCAAUACAUCGAAAGAAAAUUGCUAGAAAAGUCAACACGCCACCGAGCAGCCCUUAGAAGCCUAGAGGCCGGUUCCGAUACUGAACCCCUUUCGGACCGAGUCAUCAUUCUGGAGCCAACUCCCCAACUGAAGGCCAUGAAUACAAUCAUUCGAGAUAUCGACAGUUCAAGCGAGGACUUCAUAUUCUAUUUUGACAGGUUUUCGAGUUUGCUCAUUGAAGAGGCUCUGAAUAACGUCCACUUUAAAGAGCUGACGAUUGAGACCCCCGCUGGUAGAUUAUAUAAUGGACUCACCCCUAAAGGCGAAGUCAGCGCAGUCAUUGUACUUCGUGGUGGUGCCGCCUUCGAAGCCGGACUGAGGAGAGCGAUACCAGACGGUCGCACAGGGCGUCUCUUGAUCCAAUCUAAUGUUAGAACUGGAGAGCCCGAGCUUCACUACCUCAAACUUCCCAAGGAUAUCAGCACACACGACAGCGUAUUACUCCUGGAUACCCAGAUGUCCAGCGGAGGCUCCGCGCUGAUGGCUGUUCAGGUCCUUGUAGACCAUGGAGUCCCACAAGAUCAUAUUGUAUUUGCGACAUAUUCAGCUGGCUACGUAGGCGUCUAUCGUCUUACCAAGGUAUUCCCAGAGAUCACCGUUGUCAUCGGUAACAUGGUCAACGACUUUGAAGAUAGGUGGGUUGAGAAGAGAUACUUCCGAUGCUGAGACAGACGGUAGGCGUAAGCCGGAAUAAAUACCCAAUGAAUAGCACCUCAUUAGUCGUUGGCGUUGCGAAAUCAUAUACCGCAUAAUUAUAGCUAUACUAUAUUGGUUGCAUAUAAAGGGAGUUCACAAGGUUGGGAUUUUUUUGACUAUCAAAUAAGAUACGAAAGUAUCCUUCUUAUACCUUCUUGGUACCCGCAAUGGUAUUAUAUAUCAUGACAGUUAAUAUACAAUCUAUUCAAGUCCAUAUAUGAAUGCAAACUUGAU
This is a messenger RNA of Hypoxylon trugodes, 2072 nucleotides long. RefSeq names its product uridine kinase. The record is from RefSeq and is a predicted model, not a curated record. The coding region runs from base 423 to 1808 and encodes 461 amino acids. Gene Ontology annotation, cellular component: cytoplasm. The transcript is spliced from 10 exons. Lineage: Eukaryota; Fungi; Ascomycota; Sordariomycetes; Xylariales; Hypoxylaceae. Gene Ontology annotation, molecular function: kinase activity; ATP binding.